Molecule: messenger RNA, 6697 nt
Organism: Anopheles maculipalpis
Lineage: Eukaryota; Metazoa; Arthropoda; Insecta; Diptera; Culicidae
Gene: brp
Product: plectin
Exons: 21
Coding region: 241-6540 (2099 amino acids)
Biological process (GO): maintenance of presynaptic active zone structure; regulation of synaptic plasticity; neuromuscular synaptic transmission
Cellular component (GO): cytoskeleton of presynaptic active zone
Molecular function (GO): structural constituent of presynaptic active zone
Source: RefSeq, a predicted model, not a curated record
GUUUUGUAGCUAUGCACUUGCAAUUCUCAACCCAUUUCAAAUCCGAUUCGUUGUUACUCAUCUAUCUAUGUUGCUUUUCUUUAUAUGCACCGAUUACACACGAUGUGAAAAUGCGCCACCAUCAAUUCCACAACAAACCAAAAAAAUAAACACUAUAAAGCAAAAAAGCAAAAAGUCCAAGCAUAGCCAAUUCUAAAGCUGCAGUAAACAGUGUAGACCGCGAUCCGUUCGCGGCAUAUUAUGUCUCGCGAAGUCUACAGCACAGGUCAAGCAAAUCCAAGCACUACCGGUACUAGAAGCCCUGGUCGACCAACGAGACGAUUAACUGAACUGCCGACUGUUGACAAGUCGCCCUCACGAGACUACGGCGGAAUCCGAGGAAGACCUUUAGCCAUGGGUAGUCCAUAUUAUCGGGAUAUGGACGAGCCUAUCAGUCCUGCUGGUGGUCACCAUCGCAGCAGAAGUGCGACUCGAGCUCCCACACACUCGUUGGAGUAUCCUCGCGAGCAAUUAAGAACUCGAUAUCAAUCAUUGGACCGAGGUCUUGUCGAUCCCCAUGAUCGAGAAUUCAUACCAAUACGAGAGCCACGUGAUCGUUCCCGCGAUAGAUCAUUGGAGAGGGGGCUCUAUCUAGAGGAGGAACUUUAUGGCCGACCACCAAGACAAGCGAUGCCGGAGCGAGGAUAUUUAGGCGAUUUGCAGGUCCAAAAUGGCGAGUUGCAACGAGAACUGGGCAAUUUAAAAAAAGAGCUCGAGCUUACUAAUCAAAAACUCGGAAGCUCGAUGCACAGCAUCAAAACUUUCUGGUCACCUGAAUUGAAGAAAGAACGAGCUCUUAGGAAAGAGGAAAGUGCUAAAUACAGCCUAAUCAACGACCAGUUGAAGUUGCUGAACAGCGAAAAUCAGAAACAAGCAAUGUUGGUGCGACAACUGGAAGAAGAGCUGAGAUUACGAAUGAGGGCACCGAACAUCGAAAUGCAGCAGCAAAUGGAAGCUCUAUAUGCAGAGAAUGAGCAUCUUCAAAGAGAGAUUUCCAUAUUACGCGAUACCAUUAAGGAACUGGAACUGCGAAUAGAAACUCAGAAACAAACGCUCCAAGCAAGGGACGAGAGCAUAAAAAAGUUAUUAGAAAUGCUACAGAGCAAAGGCAUGGGCAAGGAAGAAGAACGACAGAUGUUCCAACAAAUGCAAGCUCUCGCUCAGAAACAGAUGUUUGAUUUCGCCAACUGCACCACUACCACACCUGAUUUAAUGCGUAGCAGUUUUUAUCCAGCCCAGCCAACGUCAGUACUAAAUUCAAACUACCACAACAUGACCCCAACAUCUAAGCUGUUGGAAGCGCGCUCCGGACGAUUGCCGGCUCGCCGCUACAGCAUAAGCGGCAGUGUGCCAUUGUCAUCCAUGGUUGAUUACUGCAAUUUGUCCGAGAAUGCGGCGAAUCUUUACACGCAAUCGGCAAAUCUUACCAACUUGUUAAACGAAACCACCAAAUCACUAUCCCGCUCUUCUAAUAUACUCAAUAUGCGGUCCCUGGGCACAACCGCCUCUGGUGAAAGUGGAAUUAAUCUACCUAUGAGCCAUGCAGCGACACUCUUUACUCAACCAUUGCAUACAUCCGCACCUACAUCUUCCUCCACUAACGUUUGCGGUGUCCUCGAUCCUUCGCCAUCGAAUCCACUCGAGCGAAUGGCCACCGCGGCUGCUGCUUCAGCGUCAACAGCCUCCGGGUUUCUUUGCUCAUACCCGAACGCCUCUAGUAUCUCACAUUUGCCGAAUGCGCAUAAUAACAAUUCCAAUCUAUCGUACUAUCAUCACCAUCUGCAGCACCAUUUGCCCCAGCUUAACCACCAAAUCAUGUCUUUACCACAGCAACUACAGCACUCACAGCAAAACUCAUUCUCAAGCACAGCAUACAGACCGACCACUGACUACUUGCUCUCAAAACCAAUUUACAGCAAUAAUACGCUCAAUGCCGCAACUAAUUCCACCUCCUUUCCAUCGCAACCACACAGUAUGUUGUCCCAGACGAAGAAUCUCUUGUCUCAGCAUCAUUUUCUUUCCAACCCAAAUAUAACGCGCUCAUUAACUAACUUGCCUUCUUCUACCACAUCUGCUUAUCCUUACGAUCGUCAUUUACCUUCAGUAUCCGCUUCACGCUAUCCAUCGUCGUUUGAUCAUUCACACUUUCUGCAUACAAUGCACGAUAACAUCGAUAGCAGCGGCUUGUUCAAAUACCCCACCAUGUAUCAUAAUCCAUAUACCAAACUAGACUUAGACUACAACAGGGCAAACGAUAUGAAACGCCAACUGGAUGAUUUUCGCUUGGAAAUCACACGCCGCGAUCAAGAGAUAAUGGCAAUGGCUGCCAAAAUGAAAACGCUCGAAGAGCAGCAUCAGGAUUAUCAGCGUCACAUUGCUGUCCUCAAGGAAUCAUUAUGCGCUAAAGAAGAACAUUACAACAUGCUGCAAUCAGAUGUUGAAGAGCUGCGUAAUCGGUUAGAAGAAAAAAAUCGAAUGAUCGAAAAGAAAACACAAGGUACAAUGCACACGGUGCAGGAAAAGAAUCGUCUGCAAACAGAACUCACUGAGCUCAAAGAACACAUGGAUAUAAAAGACAGGAAGAUAAACGUUCUGCAAAGAAAGAUUGACAAUUUGGAAGAUUUGCUAAAGGAGAAAGAUAAUCAAGUUGAUAUGGCACGAGCAAGGCUCAGCGCAAUGCAGGCGCACCAUUGCAGCUCAGAAGGAGCGUUGACAAGCUUGGAAGAAGCAAUCGGAGAUAAGGAAAAACAAAUGCAGCAACUGCGCGACCAGCGCGAUCGAGCUGAAGCGGAGAAAAAAGAGGAACGAGAGCUACACGAACGUGAACUCGCCGAAUUCAAGAUGAAGCUUCACUCUUUGGAUAGCGAGGUAGAAAAGCUAACGACACGUCUGCACAGAGCACUUGCCGAAAAGGAUCGCCUGGAAGCCAAACUGGAGAGUUCACAGAGCGAACUAGGAAAAUCCAAGGCAGAGCUCGAACAUAAGACGGCAAGCGAUGUGGGUCGUAGUGGAGCCGAUUGGGAACAUGCUAAACAGCGGCUGUCACGAUUAGAAUUGGAAAAUGAACGUUUACGUACUGAGUUGGAGCGGUCACAGACCACUUUUGGCAGAUCUACCUUAAGUACAUCACAAGAACUAGACCGCGCUCAGGAACGGGCUGAUAAAACUACGAAUGAGUUGCGACGCACGCAAGCUGAGCUACGAGUGACACAAACCGACGCCGAACGAUCAAGAGCGGAAGCUGCCGCCUUGCAAGAAAAAUUAGAGAAGAGUCAAGGCGAAGUCUAUAGACUAAAGGCCAAGCUUGAAAACGCACAAGGUGAACAGGAAAGCUUGAAACAGGAAAUGGAAAGAGGCCAGGCUGGUAUACAACGAAUUGUUAGUGAAAGAGAUAAGGCGUACACAGAGCUGGAAAAAAUUCGCGAAGAACUCGAACGUACUCAGGCGACACUCGGAAAGUCACAGCUCACGCAGGAGAAAUUACAAAACACGCUCGACAAAGCACAAAACGAAAUUGAUCAUCUACAGGAGAAGUUGGACAAGAGUGGCGGAGAAACCCGUAGGCUACAACUCGAGAAGGAAAAAAUCAAUUAUGAAUUUGAGAACAUUCAAUCGCAGUUGGAUAAAUCAUUGGGACAAGCUUCACGAAUCCAAAAAGAGAAAGAAGCGGCACAAAUGGAUCUCGACCGGUACCGAGACAAGGCAGAUAAGCUGCAGUCAUCCCUGGCCCGUUUACAAAAGGAGCGCGAUGUUCUUUGUGAUGAGUUGGAAAAAUUGAAAGAAAAAUCCGAAUCUACCCAAAGUACUGCCCUCAAGUAUCAGCGGGAGCGUGAUGCUAUUCAGACCGAGCUUGAAGUGGUCAAAGAACGAUGGGAAAAGGCACAUCAGAUCCACCAAAAGCUUCAGAUGGAACGUGAUGAUGCCGUUACAGAGAUCGAUAUAUUGAAGGAAAAACUGGACAAAGCGCUGUACGCCAGCCAGAAGCUGAUCGAUGAAAAGGACACAUCUACGAAAGAGUUUGAGAAAAUGCUGGAGAAGUACGAUCGGGCACAAAAUGAAAUCUACCGGUUGCAGUCACGUGUGGACACGGCUGAAGCUGAUCGUAACCGUUUAGAGGUGGAAGCGGAACGUUCCGCACUGGCGGCAUCGAAGGCACGCGAGGACUUGCGCAAAAUGCAAGAAGAAACCACACGCCUACAAGAGGCUUGCGAUCGUGCCGCAAUGCAGCUAGGCCGCUCGAAAGAGCUCGAAGAUAAGGCCAAGGAAGAUGUGGACAUGAUACGAGAAAGAUUGGAUAAAUGUCAAACAGAUUUGCGCCGUGCUCAGUCGGAAAAGGAAAAUCAACAAGCAGAACUAGAACGCUUAACGUAUGAACUGGACCGUUCGCAUAACCUAUACACUAAGCAAACAGCGUCACUUGACUCGGCUCAGGAAGAAAUCGCUCGCUAUGGGCUGGAAGUCGAAAAAAUGCGCGAGCGUUACGAAAAAACGGCGGCUGAAUUACGACGAUUGCAGGAGAAUGAAUCCUUCUCUCGCGAAGCCCGCCGAAUGAAAGACGAAAACGAUCGAUUGCGCGAAAAGUACGAUAAGGUCAUAGUGGAGUUAGAGAACUUCCGUGGCAAAUCGCAAUACGAACAGGAGACAUUCGACAAGAUGAAGGAGAAAUUUGAGGCUCGAGAAAAUGAAUACCAAACGAUGGAGCUUAAAUUGCACGAAACCAGCCUGCAGCUCGAUCUGGCCAGGUCAGAAGUUACUAAAUUGAUCUCGAAUCAAGACAAACAGCGUGCCGAUGCUGAACGAGCCCACAUUGAAUACGAAAAAAUUCGCGACAAGCAUGAAAAACUCAUUAAAGAAGUGGAACGACUACGGCAGAACCCACAAUCUGCCAUCAGUCCUGGUGCGUUGUCCGCUGCCAGUACGGUAAGCUUAGCGGACAAGAACGAGGUUGAGCGUCUGCGUGAACGUUUAGAGAAGGCGCUGCAAAGCCGUGACGCUACUGAAAUGGAAGCAGGCCGUUUAGCUAAGGAGCUCGAGAAGGCACAACUGCAUUUGACCAAACAGCAGGAAGUGUACGAAGCCACGCGCAUCGAGUUCGAGCGUAUGUCUGCGGAACUGACACGCGUACUCGAGCGACUUGAAAAAUCGGAAGCCGAAAAGGAAACGCUUCGCCAGUCGACUAAGAUCUACGAAAAGCAUCACCAGCAGCAUGCAAGUAACCAUCAUGUGGAGCAGAGUUUGAUGAAACUCGAGGCCGAUAAUAAACAACUGAUGGCCGAACGUGAUCAACUUGUGAUGCAGCUGGAGAAGAGUCAGGAUAUGCUUAUGAGCUUCCAGCAGGAGCUUAACGCGGCCGAACUGGAACUACAGCGACAGUGUGAAGAAAAUCGUCGACUUAAGAGCUCACCUCAGCAGCCGGGAGCUGCUGCUACUACACCUCAGCAAGCCCAGGCAACGGCCCAAGAAAUACAAAAUUAUAAGAAAGAAAUCACUAAGCUGAAACAAAUGCUCCAAGAAACCGGGGCACGUGGCGACAAUGAACUCGAACAGUGGCGUAAAGUUGUCGAGCAGGAGAAGAACCGCGCAGAUCAAGCAGAGAAGGCGGCGAUUGAGUUGCAAAAGCGGAUGCAGGUGAUGGAACAACAAUUAAAACAACAACUCCUGCAAAUGACCAAUAUGCAAAAACAAUUACAACAGCAAUCAACACAACAGCAGCAACAACAAUCGCCGUCAAACAAAAAGGAACUCGAAAAGUUACAAGAGGAACUUAAGGCAGCAGUCACCCAUCGAGAUCAGUUCCAAAACCAGUUGGAGCUAUUGGUGCAAGAACUUGAAAAGAGUCAAACAGAAGCUCUGGAUGCUACGAAAAAGACUCAACAGCAUCAGCAGCAGGUUGGUCAACUCCAGCAACAAAUACAACAAUUGCAGCAGCAAUUGCAACAAGCAACACAGGCAGCUAAUCAAAAGGUAGCCCAAAACGCAAAUGUCAGUGAGGCAGAACGUAAGCAGCUAGAAGCACAAAUGAAACAAAUUGAAGAUGCAACUCGGCUGCUGGAGAGUGAACGAAAAACAUUCGAAGAUCAGCGCAAAGCCAUUGAAAACAAGCGUAAAGAGUUGGAGGAUAAGGAAAAGAAUCUUAUCGAGUUCGACAAGCAGCUUAAAAAACGCAAAGAACAAAUGGACCAACUAGAAAAAUCGCUACAAAAGGCCGGUGGAACUGCUGCUGCUGCUGGAGAAUUAAACAAACAGUUAACAGAGGCUCAUCAGAUGUUAGACAAAGCGUCGAAAGAACUGGAAGAUGCAAAGGAAGAAGCCAAACGAUCGGCUGCCGAAACUGAACGACUUUUGCAGUUGGUGCAAAUGACACAGGAAGAACAAAACCAGAAAGAGAAAACAAUUAUGGAUUUGCAGCAAGCCUUAAAAAAUGCUCAAGCAAAGUUAAAAACAGCACAAGCACAGCCACAGGAUGCGGGACCAGCAGGAUUCCUCAAGAGCUUCUUCUAAAAAAGGUUUCCUUCGAUCUGGUUCUGCUAUUGGUGUAUUUUAGUUCAUUAUACACCAUUUAUUAAUCGUAUUUGGAUGCCAUAAAAAUGUUAUAAAGUAACAAUAUCGCAAAGAGAGUACAACUACCAGUAGUCAUUCCGUUUAGAGAUGCCGAAUA